GGAGCCAUUCCGCUUGGCCCCUCAUGCACCCUUGGAAAAGAGGAAGAAAGACUAAGCAGGUGUGCAUCAGGGAAGUGAAGAGGUGCCCCAGGAGACAGCCAGGGAAAGAACAGAGAACAACAAUCCACACUCAGAGACAGCAAUCAAAAUGACAACCUAAAAUGGCAAAGGCGGAUAAAAAGGGGAAAGGGAAAAAGAACCUCCCACAACGUAAAAAGCCCGAAACUGCUGCCAAGAAAGCACCAGCACAACCAGCAGCCAAGGGUAAGACCGACGAUCUUUGGAAACGGGGAAUAACGUGGGCCAACUCCCCUGUGGGUAAAGCUGCCGCCGCAUGCGCUGCCACAAUCCUCUUCCUCGGAACAGUUGCAUUGGUCACAGUGUAUGUUCUCAAUUAUAAAAAGCAUGCGCAAGUGUUAGCAGCACAGCAGAAGGUUCGGGAUUUUGCUAAUACCUACUACCCAAAGUGGAACAGUCUGAAUGAUUAUGGGAAAUUUGCCAUGGUUGUGAACUUAUCGGACUACUUUGUCAAUCUGACUAUGCUAAACGAAGAACUGCAAGUUGAAAUUGAUGAUAUUCGGCAGAAACUUAAUUCAGGAUGGAGGGUCUUUAGAUGGAACAUCUACUUGUUUUCCAAUGACAAAGCAUCAUGGGCAGCUGCUGUGAAUAGAUGUCAGGAGGUUAAUACCCAUCUGGUUUCCAUUACAACCCAGGAAGAACAGCAGCUGGCAUUCAGAAGCAUUGCUACCAAUCCACGCAAAGUCUGA
Messenger RNA from Podarcis muralis (Common wall lizard), 767 nucleotides. The record is from RefSeq and is a predicted model, not a curated record. NCBI's taxonomy places the organism in Eukaryota, Metazoa, Chordata, Lepidosauria, Squamata, Lacertidae.